CGAGCUAUUUGGGAUAAAAUAAAAUACUCGAGCCUGUUUGAAAAAUGUAUUAUUAAAUAUUUUGAUAUUUACAUUAUGUUAUCUGUUAUAGAAAUUUAAAAGCAUAAAAAUAACUAGCAUGUCAGGACUAUCAGGAUCGCGUGAGCAUCUUGAUCGAAAACUGUAACUAACAUAGAAUUAGGCGUUUAUGGACACGAAAUCUUUAUAGCUAUCAGCAUAAUAUAGUUAAUAAUGGUAAGUGUAACCAACAUUUUAAACGAUCAUGUUUAUUACUACUUCUACAUUAAGUUUCAACGAAAAUGUAAAUAUUUUUUAAUCGCUGUUCGAGUAGUUUAGUAGUACUUUGGGUUAAAAGUGAUUUGUUUCCUUCGAAAACGCAAUUUAUACAUUAAUUUACCUAUGUAAAAUUGACCUAUAAAUUUUAUUAACUUUCUUAAAGAUUAUUAUUCACUUAAUUUUACUGACACCAACGAAAACAAUUAUAUUGUCUGAGAGACUACAUAUUACGAGACUAGAAAAUUAUGGCUGUUUAAGUUGAUUUACGAUAAGUAGUAACUAUAAUUACAAGUUAAGGUUACAGGGACAAAUAGAUAACUCUACAUUAAAAUAAUAUAUAAUUUUGCCAUCAAGAGCGAGUAUCGGGGGCGUUGCAAGGACGGUGUAUCACUCGAUCGCAGCAAUCAACUGAUUAAACUACAAAUAUUGGCUGUGGAAAAUUAGCUUGCAACUAGUCGACGUUUGCCCUGGUUGUACAGAAAAUUAUAGACACAACUAAGGUUUUCAAGCAAUAAGGCUGUAGCUAUGGUAUCUAAAAGCCGCGGGAAACGGAAUAAAACUUCCAGUUCUAUAAAGCAUAACGAAUGGAUAUCUCACAGUAAUCCAUUUAACACUCCUUGGUACAGCUGGAAUUUCAAUAAAUCUACUUUAAGUAGUAUUGAGAACCAGAAUUAUAAGAAAAAUAAAACACAAGAAACUAUCGAAGGAUUUCCACAAGAUUUGAGAGAUUAUUUGCUAACGUCUACUUUGCAUGGUCUUCGGUACAUCGGCGACAAGAAGUUAACUUGGCUUGAAAGAUUUUUUUGGCUAGCAGCAUUUCUAUGUUCUAUAGUCUGCGCAGGAUUCUUUAUCCUGAACGUUUACGCCAAGUGGCGGAAGUCACCAAUGAUAGUGAGCAUCAACCCGGAAGAUAUGCCACUUAACAAGCUUCCGUUUCCGGCACUUACGAUCUGCAAUGUUAAUCAGGCGAAAAAAUCUGUUGCGGAACGGUAUAUGGCUUCUGGAAAUUCCCUCGAAAAGAAACUACUUGAAAGUUUAUGUUCUACACAAACCGAUGCAGAUCUGUUUGAAGACACAAUUGCUGAGAGCGCGGAUUGGGAUCACACGCGAUCAUUUCUUAUUAACGUAACACAACCAUGUGAGGAAAUGCUAGCAAUAUGCAUCUGGAGCUCUGAAAUAAUGAAAUGCCAAGAUCUCUUCAAUGCUCAGCUCACUGAUGAAGGCCUUUGCUGUACAUUUAAUGUCGUACAUAGGGAAAUGAUGUUUAGAAAUCCGAGAGAUUUGAACGAUAUGAAUAUAACAUUUCCAUCACCAGCUGUAGAUUGGACACCGGAAAAUGGAUACCCUGACGAUGCUCCACGUGACGGAUUUCCAUGGAAACCUCAAGGAAUCGGUACGGACCAUGGAUUGACAUUAAUACUAGAUGCAAACAUUGCUGAAUAUUACUGUGCUUCUACCAAAAGCGUUGGAUUUAAAAUUCUGUUGCAUAAUCCUACUGAAACUCCUAAGAUUGCUAAAUUAGGAGAAAUUUAUGGACCAGGAAUUGAAGCUAGAGUCGCUGUAAAGCCACGGAUUUCGGACGCACAACCUGCCUUGAAAGACAUUGACGUUAGUAAGAGAUUUUGCCUGUUUUCAAGUGAGCGGAAUUUGGUUUUCUACAGAACAUACACCUUCAAAAAUUGUCAAAUGGAAUGCGAAGCACGACGAAUGUUGGAAAUAUGCAAAUGUGUCCUUUAUUACAUGCCAAAAAACAAAACCACGAGGAUAUGUGGCAAAGCCGAUGCAAAGUGUUAUAGCGACAUAUGGAAAAAUGUUCCUAAAAACAACGACCAAUCAUGCGAAGAUUGUCUUCCCUCUUGUACAGAAAUAUCAUACUUAGAACGACUAAGCACAGCACCACUGAAUAAGAACCUCAUCAUUAAUUACGCGCAAAGCCUACAAAUGUCGCGUAACAUGACAUCGGAAUAUUUCACAGCAAAUAUGUUAGUCAUACAUUUCUACUUUGAGGACAAGACAUUUCUUAGGUUCACUAAAGGGGAAAUAUUUGGUUUGACAGAGUUUCUUUCUAAUACGGGCGGCUUAUUGGGUCUAUGCAUGGGAUUCAGUAUGAUGAGUGUUGUAGAACUAUUGUACUUUUUAACAUUACGAGUCAUGUGUGUCGCACGACGAAGGCAACGAGUUCGACCAUUUGUGAAAUAA
This is a messenger RNA of Pieris napi, 2475 nucleotides long. Its product is annotated as pickpocket protein 28-like. The transcript is spliced from 14 exons. The record is from RefSeq and is a predicted model, not a curated record. Gene Ontology annotation, cellular component: membrane. The coding region runs from base 802 to 2475 and encodes 557 amino acids. Gene Ontology annotation, biological process: sodium ion transmembrane transport. Gene Ontology annotation, molecular function: ligand-gated sodium channel activity. NCBI's taxonomy places the organism in Eukaryota, Metazoa, Arthropoda, Insecta, Lepidoptera, Pieridae.